This is a messenger RNA of Knipowitschia caucasica, 1224 nucleotides long. The record is from the annotation of a GenBank genome assembly. NCBI's taxonomy places the organism in Eukaryota, Metazoa, Chordata, Actinopteri, Gobiiformes, Gobiidae.
AUGCUGCUGGUGAUCAGCGGCUUGUACAUUGGAACUGCAGCAGAGCUCAAUGACAGACAGAGCCUGCUGGAUGCAGGGGUCACUCAUGUUCUGACAGUGGACUGCAUGGAGCCUCCACUGCCCCCGGACUCUGGGAUCUGUACCAAGUGGAUCCACAUUCUGGAUGAGGUCACUGCGGAUCUCCUCAGUCACCUGGACCAAUGUUUCCUGUUUAUUCAAGGGGCUGUGGACGGUGGUGGUGCUGUGCUGGUGCACUGUCAGGCUGGUCGGAGUCGCAGUGCUACUGUCGUAACCGCUUAUUUAAUGAAGAAACUUAAGAUCAGCUUCUCUGAGGCAUACAACAAUCUGAAGAAACUCAAACCUGAUGUUCAAGUCAAUCCAGGCUUUGAGGAGCAGUUAAUCCUGUAUGAAAAUAUGCAGUGUGAAGUGGACACAUCCUCCCCACUCUACAAACAAUACAGAUUAUUCAAGAUCACAGAGAAAUUCCCAGAGUUGCAGAAUGUCCCAAAGGAGGUUUUUGCGGUUGAUCCAGCCAAUUCAUGCUCGUCUGAAGUGACAUACCGCUGCAGAAAAUGCAGACGAACCCUCUUCCGUGACUCGAGUAUCCUCAGUCACGUAGUUGGAGAUGGCGCUUUCCAGCAUAAGAAAUCCUCUAAUAUGUCAGGUCAAGUGCAGUGUACGUCAUAUUUCAUUGAGCCGGUUCAGUGGAUGGAAUCAGCAUUACUCGGAGUCAUGGAUGGCCAGCUCUUGUGUCCUAAGUGCAACUCCAAACUGGGCUCUUUUAACUGGUGCGUCUACGUCACUCCAGCUCCCGGCGUGGACCAUCAGCUGUGCCGCGGUCAACGCUUGAAACGCGGACUGGAGGCGCAUGACCGGAGCCGCACACACACAGAACUCUACGCAGACGUGUGUAGCUCCUUCGUCUCCAUAUCCAUCAAUAGGCGAGGAGGCAAAGAUAACCCCGUCAGCAUUUCUCACAUUGCUCAAAUUCAUAGUCAAGCUUUUGUGCUGACCUUAAGCCUAGGGGCAAACAGGUUGUACAGUAUCACACUGAGCUGGGCCCUUUCAGAGUCAAUGUGCGCGCUGCUGAAUGUGCUGGGUGGCCCGGCUCCAGAGCAUGCGCGGCCCACGUCACUGAGGGUCAGGGGGGCUCUUGAGCUGACCAUCUGGCCCCUGGGGGUUGGUUUCCUCACUGGCCACCAUUGUUUCUUCACAAACAAUUAG